UUCUAUUAAUAAAGUAUUUCAAGCAUUUAUCGUUAAAAAAUUAAUAUGAUUUAUGCACCGACGUAAGCUUACACGAUCGCCAAGCCGACUCGCUAUCACUGUUGUACAGUUCUACACCCUUCCGGUAGCCGCCAUUAAUUUCUUCUCGUACCUCAUAAUAUUCCUUCUCUCUUUAUGUACCCGUCUUCAUCAUUUAAUGUCACGUAAUAUCCAAAACCAUUUUCCUUCUUGACAACGAACAGAAGAAAAACACCGAUUUCAUACAUUCUCUUUACUCAACUUCAAGUAUGUCGGAUUCCUCAGGCGCCGUCGGCUCUGGUAAUACGGGGCAGCCCCGAAUGCAGAUGCUAAGAAUUAUGGUGUUGAUCGAGCCUUCCGUACAACCAGACUUCCCUUCACCUUUGGAAAAGCCUGGAUGGUUGCCGGCGUCAAAGGGAUCAAUAGACGCGAUGCCGAGAAUUCAGGUCACGGCGGCGGGAAGUGAGUGUGCUAUUUGCUUGGAGGCGUUCGAGGUUGGCGGAGAGUUAAGGGAGAUGCCCUGCAACCAUGGAUUCCAUUCGGGUUGCAUCGAGAACUGGCUGAAUAUGCAUGGGUCCUGCCCGAUUUGCCGCUUUAUUAUGCCUGCGGAGGAAGGAGAUGGAAGUGAUGCGGGGGAGGGCAAAGGACGGGUUUGAUGUUCUGGAUGAAUUUGCCCGUGGUUCUGGCUGGUAACUCCAUGGAAAUGGAUUCGGAUUCGGAUUCGGAUUCGGGCAGCCGAAAUGACCCGGAAGAAGCGGCCUCGGACUCGGACUCGGGUCGGAUGCAUAUAGA
This is a messenger RNA of Carica papaya (papaya), 810 nucleotides long. The record is from RefSeq and is a predicted model, not a curated record. Lineage: Eukaryota; Viridiplantae; Streptophyta; Magnoliopsida; Brassicales; Caricaceae.